AUGGAAGUUUUCGGUAAGUGUACUAAUUUCAACACUCCUCGUGACAACAGGCACGUCCGAGUCUCGAAACACUUGCUUGUCAAGAAGAGCAACAAGAGGAGGGUGUUGAUCAGGGAGUGGCUUGAACAUUUUACUUUGAAUAUUGUUGUGAAGAUAAUUGCAGGGCCAGCCCGUGCAUUGUCAGAUGCAAUUCCAUUUCCAUUGUUUAGAUGGAUUGAUGAUGUGCUAGGAGACUUGAAGACCAUGAAGAGAACUGGAAGAGAAUUGGAUUCUUUUUUUGAGAGUUGGGUUCAAGAACAUUUUCACAAGGGAAUUGGGAGUGAGAGGGGUGAUGAGCAGGAAUUCAUAGAUGUGAUGCUCUCUGCAAUUGAUGAUGAAUUCUUUUAUGGCCACGCAAAGUAAACUGUUAUCAAGGAAACUAUAUGAAACCUCAUCUUAGCAGGCUCAGACACCACAUGGCUCUUGUCCAUCUUAUUGAACAAUAAUCACACUAUGAAGCAUGCCCAAGAAGAGAUAGACUACAAAGUUGGCACAGAGAGACGGGUAGAAGAAUCCGACAUCAAGAACUUAGUCUACCUCCAAGCAAUUGUCAAAGAAACUUUACGUCUAUACCCAGCAGCUCCCUCAUCAGUACCACAUAAGAACACCCGUUUGCUAGUAAAUAUGUGGAAGCUUCACCGAGAUCCUCGUGUGUGGACGGACCCUGACAAAUUCAUGCCGGAGAAGUUUCUGACAACCCACACAGCGGUAGAUUUUGGUGGUCAUCAUUUUGAGUUCAUCCCAUUUGGCUCCGGUAGGCGAUCUUGCCCCGGGAUCUCAUUUGCCUUGCAAGUAACACACUUGACAUUGGCUCGAUUGCUUCAGGGGUUCAACUUCACUACACCAAAUGGUGAACUUGUGGACAUGACUGAAGGCUUGGGUAUUCCGAUGCCUAAGCCAACCCCACUGGAAGUUGUCAUCACCCCACGCCUUCCCUCUAAAUUUUAUGAAAAUUAAACUCUAUUUACCUGUAUCAUAUGUUGUGAGCAGAAAUACAAAUUAACCACAAGACUAUUAUAUGUCCCAUUCCCCCUCCCAAAAAAAAAAAAAAAAAGCACUUUAAACUGUUGUCAUAUUUAUGUAAGAACAAGGCCAUAUGCAGAUAAUGAAGAACCAUAAGACUGAAUUACCUGAGAUGCCUGCGCCCAUAAGAAAUCGCGGAGCCACCCAUUAACAGUAAUGGAACUCUGUGCAAAGUUUCCUCCCGUAAUAUGAGUUACUACCCCUUGAUCACUUAU
Cornus florida is the source of this 1277-nucleotide messenger RNA. Its product is annotated as nicotine N-demethylase CYP82E3-like. Gene Ontology annotation, biological process: defense response to other organism. The record is from RefSeq and is a predicted model, not a curated record. Gene Ontology annotation, molecular function: oxidoreductase activity, acting on paired donors, with incorporation or reduction of molecular oxygen; monooxygenase activity; iron ion binding. NCBI's taxonomy places the organism in Eukaryota, Viridiplantae, Streptophyta, Magnoliopsida, Cornales, Cornaceae. The transcript has 4 exons.